ACACAAGAGUGUAAGAUCACCUAUUCGUGUUACGCUCUCUUCUUCUCUUCUCUUUGCUUUCUGUUCGAAACUAGGGUUUCUUCUUUCGCUUACGCGUUUUUCUUCCCUUACUAAUCUCUCUCGAGAUCUAGCUCCACUUUUUUCUAGGGUUUGUAAAAGCAAUGGCGAUCAAAAGGGUGCAACGUUGCUGCGACAAACCAUUCAUGAAAUUCGUCAAGUUCCUAGGCAAAGGCUCAUACGGCUCCGUCGAUCUCUACCGCCACACGAAACCCGACGGCUCAACCUCCUUCACCGCCGCCAAGGUCUCCUCCGACCGUCGGACCAUCGAGAGAGAGUUUCGAGUUCUCUCCCAGCUCAAAGGAUCUCCACGGAUCGUCCGAGUGUUCAGCCCUUCUCUCCACGAAGGAUUCGACAACUCUCUCGGAAGCAGAGUCUACGAGAUGCCUAUGGAGUACGCCUCCGCAGGUAAUCUUUCCACUUUCAUCCGCGCUAACAAACGGUUGAACGAUUCGACCGUCAGAGACUUCACUCGGAUGAUACUUGAAGGUUUGGUCUCGGUUCAUAGUCUCGGUUACGUCCACUGCGAUCUUAAACCGGAUAAUCUCCUUCUUUUCCCGGUUUACGAUCAGCAAACGUGGACUUACGUUUACGACCUAAAGAUUGCGGAUUUUGGAUUGGCGUUGAAGGAAGGGGAGGAAGUAUCUGAUAACUGGAGUUACCAUUCUCCCUUUGUGGGGACUCCUAUGUACAUGUCUCCCGAGUCUGUCGAACACGGUACCGUCGGGAAAGCCCUAGAUCUGUGGUCCUUGGGUUGCGUUGUUCUCGAGAUGUUCACCGGUAAGCGGCCGUGGUCAGAGUUUAGGAGUCUUUACGAUCUUGAGGAUGUUUUGGUCGAGGACAAGAAGGUGCCUGAGAUUCCAGACACUGUGCCGUCUGAUGCAAGGCAGUUUCUGGACAAGUGUUUUGCGUUGACACCUGAAGAUAGAGGAACCGCUUCGGAGUUGUUGUUGCAUCCGUUUCUGGCCGGAGAUGAUAAGAAGACUGUUGAUGAGACCAUCAUGAAACCUCAGGCUGAAUUGGCAGAUAGUGUUACUACUACAAAGAAGGCACUGAGAUUGAAGAUUGUUUCAUCGAAGCUCCCACUGUUUAAGAGAGUAUCUAAUAAACCUCUAAAGCUGAAGAUUCUUCCUCCAGUUUCCACUUUUGUUCCCGUUCAGUAGAGUUUACUGGAAAAGCUUUAGUAGUUACCACUGUAACAAAUGUUGAUUCUUUUAUUUGCAAUCUCUAUUUGUAUGAAAGUUAAAUUGAUAAUCAGUAUAAUUCCACUUUUUUUA
Raphanus sativus (radish) is the source of this 1334-nucleotide messenger RNA. Its product is annotated as mitogen-activated protein kinase kinase kinase 20-like. Gene Ontology annotation, molecular function: protein kinase activity; ATP binding. Lineage: Eukaryota; Viridiplantae; Streptophyta; Magnoliopsida; Brassicales; Brassicaceae. Gene Ontology annotation, biological process: protein phosphorylation. The record is from RefSeq and is a predicted model, not a curated record. The transcript has a single exon. Bases 162 to 1220 code for a protein of 352 amino acids.